AUGCAAGGUACAAUGGACCACUCACGUAGACAAUUGCCGCCAAUGGCGCCACAUAAGCGAAAAGUGAGAGAUGAAACGUUUGACUUUCUGAAGCCGUCAAGGCCGAUAAGACCACCACCACCAAAGCUAGCCAAGCCGAAGACUGUUGCUCCUCCAUCCACGGCCCCAAUUAAGCCAUCAUCCAAACCCUCUGUAUCUUCUCCGGCUCAGGCGCCGGCCAAUAAUAACAUACUCCUAGCUGGAUACUUGGCUCAUGAGUACCUCCACAAAGGCACAUUAUUCGGCCAAUUAUAUACUCCGGCUCCACCAGCUUCUCCGGCGACCAGUUCAGCCGGUUCUAAGACAAUGAUACAGCCGAGUUCUGGUUCUCUUAAUGGGGAAAGGGGAAAGGCUGUUGAGCUGAAGCCGAAGCUGAAGCCAAAGCCAGGCGAGAAGAAACGUAUUCACGAGCCGCAGCUGGUCAAGAAUCAAAGGUACGCCGACGUGUCCCAGCUGCUAAAAGAUGGGGUCCACAUACCGGGCAUUGUUAACCCAUCACAGCUUGCUCGUUUCUUGCAUCUAUAA
This is a messenger RNA of Lactuca virosa, 564 nucleotides long. The record is from the annotation of a GenBank genome assembly. Lineage: Eukaryota; Viridiplantae; Streptophyta; Magnoliopsida; Asterales; Asteraceae.